AUGUUAGUUAAUUCAGGAAAUCUGAUUGUCAACAUAAAAAAUGAUAUUAUGAAGAGAUAUCAAAGGAUUAGUCUAAUAGGAUAAGGAAGCUUUGGAAAAGUAUACAAAAUAAGAAAUUAAGCAAAUGAAUUAAGAGCUUUGAAAAUAAUUGCUAAAAAGGAUUUCACAGAUUAAAAUGAAAUUGAGAAUAUGAAAAAGCUUGAUCAUCCAAAUAUAAUGGCUGUUUAUGAGAUAGCUUAAGAUGAAAAUUAUUAUUAUAUUGUAAGUCAGCUAUGUGAAGGUAUUGAAUUAUUUGAUGAAAUUCACAAAAGAAUUAAAUAACAUUAAAUCUUUUCUGAAGAAGAAGUCAGAUAUAUUUUUAAGUAGAUUUUAAGUGCUAUAGCAUAUGCACAUGAUAAAAAUAUUAUGCAUCGUGAUAUCAAACCUGAAAAUAUUCUUAUUGAUCCUACAGAUUAACAUAUAAAAAUUAUAGAUUGGGGAUUGAGUAAAGAUAUGACAAAUCUUGUAUCAAUAAAAUAGAAAAUAGGAACUAUUGAUUAUGCAGCUCCAGAAGUUCUCUUAGAAAAAGAAUAUGAUUAAAAAUGUGAUCUAUGGUCUUGUGGUGUGAUUUUAUACAUUCUAUUAUCUGGUGAAGUUCCAUUUCCAGGAGAUAAUACAGGAGAAAUAGAAAAGAAAAUUGUUUAAUCUAAAAUUAAUUUGAAAUAGAAAGUUUGGAAGACAAUUUCAGAAGAUGCUAAGAAUUUAUUAAAAAAAUUAUUAGAGACUGAUCCUAUUAAAAGAUAUAGUGCAUUAUAGGCAUUAGAAAGUGAAUGGAUUUAAAAGUAAAAUAAAUCAGUUACUAAAGAAAUAUCAUCUAAUGAAAUGUAAUAUAGACUUUAAAAAUUAUCCAGAUUUUGUUGUGAAAGUAAAAUGGUUUAAGCUACUUUUCACCUUAUGAUUUAAUAAAAUUUGACAUUAGAAAAAUAUAAGUAAUUAAGAUAAACAUUUUAAGAACUUGAUAAGAAUGGUGAUGGAAAAUUAAGUAUGGAAGAAUUAAAAGCACAUUGUAAUGAUGAUAUAGAUGUUGAAGAUUUAUUCAAUAGAGUAGAUACUGAUAAAAAUGGAUAUAUAGAAUUUACAGAAUUCUUGACAGCUGCUGUUGAUAUGAAAAAAUUAGCUUCUCAUGAUUAACUUAAAGAAGCAUUUCAUUUAUUAGAUCAAAAUGGAGAUGGAUUUUUAGAAAUUGAUGAAAUUAAAAAAAUUUUUAAUGGGAAAAUAUAAGUUUAAGAUGAAAAUUAAUGGGAUCAAUUAUUAUAAGAAAUGGAUAAGAAUAGUGAUGGUAAAAUAUCAUUAGAAGAAUAUUAAGAAGCUAUUUCAAAAUUUAUUGAUAAUAAUUAACCAUCAUCAACUUUUGCCAGUUAAAAUCCAAAUCCUGAACCAGAACCAAAUAUCAUAAAAAAAGUAAAGUUAACUGAAUCCACCUAUAAGUUAAGGAAUAGGUAAAUUAAUUGA
Molecule: messenger RNA, 1491 nt
Organism: Paramecium primaurelia
Lineage: Eukaryota; Ciliophora; Oligohymenophorea; Peniculida; Parameciidae
Source: the annotation of a GenBank genome assembly